GUAAAACGAGAAAGGUUUCUAUUUGUGUUGCUGUCUUAUUGUUUGGGAAAUAAAAUUUCAAUAAUAAUUUUAAUAUUGCAUGCUAAACUGUGAAGAUUUAUGUUGUUAAAUUGUUUAAAAAUUAUCCACGGAUAAGCUGCAACACAAUUGGCCACUAAAAUUACAAUAUUCAUACAACCGGGAGUAUAAAAGUGUUAGGAUGUACAUUAAAUCUGUUAUUAUAGAUGGUUUCAAGUCCUACGGACGACGCACGGAAAUUCAUGGUUUUGACAGCGAGUUUACAGCGAUUACCGGCUUGAACGGUACAGGCAAGUCAAACAUAUUAGAUUCUAUAUGUUUUGUACUUGGUAUAAUGAAUUUGGGACAGGUGCGUGCUGCAUCGCUGCAAGAUCUUGUAUAUAAAAGCGGUCAGGCGGGUGUUACAAAGGCUACCGUUACAUUAAUUUUCGACAAUUCCGAUCCAAAUCAAUGUCCACUGGGCUACGAAAAGUGUCGUGAAAUCUCUGUUACGCGUCAAAUUGUUGUUGGCGGUAAAAAUAAAUACCUAAUCAAUGGUAAACUUGUGCAGAAUAAAAAAGUGUCGGAUUUCUUUUGCUCAGUGCAAUUGAAUGUUAAUAACCCGAACUUUUUAAUUAUGCAAGGACGUAUAACCAAAGUGUUGAAUAUGAAGCCACAAGAAAUAUUGUCAAUGAUUGAAGAGGCAGCAGGUACUAGUAUGUAUGAGACAAAGCGUGAGGCAACUACCAAGCUAAUUGAGAAGAAGGAUGCCAAAGUACGUGAAACAAAUACACUACUACAAGAGGAGGUCGAACCGAAAUUGGAAAAGUUGCGGCAGGAACGUGCAGCAUAUUUGGAAUUUCAAAAAAUUUGCCGUGACAUUGAAUAUUUGACACGCAUACAUAUAUCUUAUCGGUAUCUGAAACAGAAAGAGGCGUUACGUUCUAUUGAAGAAAAUAUUGAAAAAAUAAAUAAUCGCAUCGAAACAUGUAAAACGAAUAUCAAAGAUAAUAAUGCUGAAAUAGAAAACAUUGACGAAAAAUCCAAAGAAGUGCAAGCACAAAUUGAUAAUGAUUGUGGUGGUGCACUGAAGGAAGUGGAAGAAGAACUUACGAAACAGGUCGUGGAAGAAGGUAAAAUGGCGGGUAGUUUGAAAUCAGCGCAAACUAGUAUCGAUCAAGAGCAAAAAAAAUUACGCGCUUUAGAGAAAAAUAUUACAGAUGAUGAGAAAGCGCUAAAACAAAAGGAAACACAAAUGUCAAAGGUGCACGAUCUGUUUCAAAGCCUUAAAGAAGCUGAUGAGCGCGAUGCGCAAGCCUACGAUGCGGCGCAGAAAAAAUUCGAAGCUGUGACAAAAGGUUUGUCGGUGGACGAUGAUGGUCAGUCAUGCUCACUGCAGGAUCAACUAAUAAAUGCGAAACAACAACUCAGCCAAGCAGAGACAACACUUAAAACUUCCAGCAUGGAAUUAACACACUGCCGCAAUGUGCUCAAACAACGUGAGAACGACAAACAGUCUAAGGAUACACUCUACGCCAAGGAUCAAGAACUAUGCGAUAAACUCGAAAGUGAAAUAGCUGGACUCAGCGCAAAAAUGCAAGCCAUUGAUUAUGAGGAUGGCAGCUACGAGGCUUUGCAAGAGCGUAAAAAUGUGCUACAGAAGGAGAUACGCGAUUUAAAUCAACAACUGGAUCGACGCAAUGCCUAUCGCUAUGAAUUGCAAUAUCGCGAUCCUGAACCGAAUUUCGAUCGCACUAAAAUGCGUGGUAUGGUCGGCAAACUUUUUAAUGUGCGCGAUGAAAAGAAUAAUCUCGCCUUAAUGAUGACAGCCGGUGGCAGCUUAUACAGUUAUGUGGCGGAUGAUGACAUAACGAGUAAGAAAAUACUGCAGAAAGGACAAUUGCAACAUCGUGUCACCAUCAUACCACUUAACAAGAUCACUUCACAUCCGAUUGAUCAGAGCGUGGUUGAUUUCGCACAAAGUUUGGUGGGUAAGGAGAAUGUGCAGUCGGCUUUAUCGUUAAUCGAAUAUGAUCGUUACUUUGAUCCGGUAAUGAAAUUUGUUUUUGGUCACACCUUGGUUUGUCGCGAUUUGAAUAUAGCGAAACAGGUCACUUAUCAUCGCAACAUUCACUCCCGUUCGGUAACUUUGGAAGGCGAUGUGGUUGAUCCACAGGGUACGCUUUCUGGUGGCUCACGCCCGAAAGGCAGCAAUGUCUUGGCUGAAUUGUCGGAAAUUAAAAGAUUGGAAAGAGACAUUGGCACGCGCAAAAAGGAGUUACAUAAUAUUGAGCAAAAAUUACGCAUCACAACAGAAGCAGCACGCAACUACAAUCGCAUCAAGGAGCAACUGGAGCUGCGCCAGCAUGAGUUGAACGCCUGCAAGCAGCGUUUGGCGCAAAGCACAUUCCAGCAGCAUCAAGAGGAAAUGAAGGCAAUGCAGCUGCAAAUCGAAACACUCGAAGGCGAUCUUGUCAAAGCGCGCGAAACGCAAAAGACAGCACGCACCAAAAUCAAAGAUAUUGAGGCAAAGCUAGCCGAUGCUAAAGGUUUUCGAGAGCGCGAGCUAAAAAAGGCGUCCGAGGACAUGAAAACGGCAAAGAAGAAAUCCGAGGAGUCACGCAACAAUUGGAAAAAACGCGAACAAGAAUUCGAAACAUUACAAUUGGAAAUAGAGGAGUUACAUAAAAGUAUUAAAAAGACCACCGAGCAGCGCGACUCUAUGGUUCAGAGUAUUGAGAAACUGAAAACGAAUCUGGAAGAACUGCGUACUGGCAGUACAAGCAUCACAAAGGUGGUGGCUGAAUUGAAGCAACGCAUCAAAGAGCAAAAAGAUAAGAUCAACUCGCAGAAUAGAGAGCUAAAACAAUUGUUGGUUAAAAAAGAAAAAUUGGCAAAAACCAAUCAAGAUAUGACAUUGGAAAUUAAGAAAAAGGAGAAUGAGGUCAAUAAGGUGCGCAACGAUAGCAAGGACUCAUUUCGCAAAAUCGAAACGCUCGAGGAGAAGUAUCCUUGGAUAUUGGAGGAUCGUGAAUUUUUCGGCACGAAAAACACCCGAUACGACUACUCCAAAGAAGACCCGAUCGAAGCGGGACAUAAAUUGAGCGUUAUGCGCGAACAAAAGGAUAAAAUGGAGCGACAUAUAAAUCUGCGUGCUAUGAUACUGUUAGAUCGCGAAGAGGAGCAGUAUCAGGAAACAAUGCGUCGCAAAAAAAUCGUUGAGCAGGACAAAGAAAAGAUAAAACACAUCAUUUGUAAGAUGGACGAAAAGAAACGUGAGAAAGUUGAAAAAGCCUGGAAGGUUGUCGAUGAGAAUUUCAGCAGCAUAUUCAGCACAUUGCUACAGGGUGCGCAAGCACGUCUUAAUCCCGUCAAACAGGCAGGUCAACUGUUCGGUUUGGAGAUAAAUGUCGGUUUCAACGGCGUAUGGAAGGAGUCCCUCAGCGAACUCUCCGGUGGUCAACGCUCAUUGGUUGCGCUAUCGCUAGUUUUGGCUAUGCUUAAAUUUUCACCCGCACCACUAUAUAUACUCGACGAGGUGGACGCAGCGCUGGAUAUGUCACAUACACAAAAUAUCGGCAACAUGUUGAAGGCGCAUUUUACCGGCUCACAAUUCAUUAUCGUCUCGCUGAAGGAUGGCAUGUUCAACAAUGCAAAUGUGCUGUUCCGCACCAAAUUCGAAGAAGGCGUAUCGGCUGUUACACGCACGGUCAAUGCGAAGUUGACGCAACGCGGACGUAAGUGAAAUGCGUGUGCCAACACAGCAGCGUUUUGCAUGUUUAUGUUAUAUUAUAUAUUAAGAAUUUAUUAACAAAUCACACACGCUAAAGAAAAGAAAAAAUAAACACUUUUGGUAUUAAUACAAUAAA
Messenger RNA from Bactrocera neohumeralis, 3866 nucleotides. It is a transcript of the gene SMC2, whose product is annotated as structural maintenance of chromosomes protein 2. The record is from RefSeq and is a predicted model, not a curated record. The transcript is spliced from 8 exons. Gene Ontology annotation, cellular component: chromosome. The coding region runs from base 200 to 3742 and encodes 1180 amino acids. Gene Ontology annotation, biological process: chromosome organization. Gene Ontology annotation, molecular function: ATP binding; ATP hydrolysis activity; protein binding. NCBI's taxonomy places the organism in Eukaryota, Metazoa, Arthropoda, Insecta, Diptera, Tephritidae.